Molecule: messenger RNA, 1201 nt
Organism: Bacillus rossius redtenbacheri
Lineage: Eukaryota; Metazoa; Arthropoda; Insecta; Phasmatodea; Bacillidae
Exons: 8
Coding region: 15-1124 (369 amino acids)
Molecular function (GO): oxidoreductase activity; FMN binding
Source: RefSeq, a predicted model, not a curated record
UCGGCCGGGCGGCCAUGGCGGCGGACCGGGGCCUCGUGUGCCUGCAGGACUACGAGCGGCACGCGCACCGCCACCUCGACCGGAACGCGCUCGACUACUACCGCAGCGGGGCCGGCGACGAGUACAGCCUGGGGCUCAACCAGACGUCCUUCAGGAGCUACCGCAUCCGGCCGCGAUGCCUGGUGGACGUGUCGCGGGUGGACCUCUCCGCGCGGGCGCUGGGCGCGGCCGUGUCCCUCCCGGUCGGCAUCUCGCCCACGGCCAUGCAGCGCAUGGCGCACCCCGACGGCGAGUGUGCCACGGCCAGAGCGGCCGGCGAGGCAGGCACGGUGUUCAUCCUGAGCACGCUGUCCACCAGCAGCGUGGAGGAGGUGGCGGCCGCCGCCCCAGACACCACCAAGUGGUUCCAGCUCUACAUAUACAAGGACAGGGAGCUGACCCGCCAGCUGGUGAAGCGGGUGGAGGCGGCGGGCUUCCGGGCCCUCGUCCUCACGGUGGACGCCCCUGUGUUCGGCAUCCGUCGCUCCGACGUGCGCAACCAGUUCAAGCUGCCCCCGCACCUCACACUGGCAAACUUCACAGGCCUCCAUGCGACUGAUGUGAACGAAUCAAAGGGAGGUUCCGGGAUCAACGAGUACGUGCUUUCGCUGUUCGACCCAGCGCUCUGUUGGGACGACGUUGCUUGGCUCAAGAGCAUCACGAAGCUGCCGAUCGUGCUGAAGGGGAUCCUGACGGCCCAGGACGCAGUCCGGGGCGUCGAUGCGGGCGCUGCGGCCAUAAUGGUGUCGAACCACGGCGCCAGACAAGUCGACAGCACGCCUGCCACCAUCGAGGCCCUGCCGGAGGUGGCGAGGGCGGUGGGCGGCCGGGCGGAGGUGUACCUGGACGGGGGCGUGCGCCAGGGCACAGACGUCUUCAAGGCCCUGGCCCUUGGGGCCCGCAUGGUGUUCCUGGGGCGCCCCGCGCUCUGGGGGCUGGCCCACAGCGGCCAGCGAGGGGUCCGGAGCAUCCUCGACAUCGUGAGGUGGGAGCUGGAGACCACGUUCUCCCUCACCGGAUGCAACAGCGUGCAGAGCAUCCGGCCUUGCAUGGUCGUGCACAAGUCCUUCUACCACAAGCUGUGAGCAGCGCAGGACGCGGCACGGCAGACGUCCCGAGGCCUGCGCGGCUGCUACGGCAGAAUAAACGACAUAUUAAAAUU